Molecule: messenger RNA, 1119 nt
Organism: Prorocentrum cordatum
Lineage: Eukaryota; Dinophyceae; Prorocentrales; Prorocentraceae
Source: the annotation of a GenBank genome assembly
GUGGACGAGUCAAACGAGGUUGGGAAUAAUCAGGUUGAGCCAGAAGAGGAGGUUUCAGUCAAGCCAGAAUGGAAGAAGGACGCAGGUGCAUCAUCCACUGCGGGCCAGGAUGUGGCUGAGUCGAAGAUCGGAUCAGACGUGGUGCUGGAAGCUGGGUCGGGAGGCCUGACAAAGCUUCGGCCGAGUAGAAGCAUACAUUGGUUUCGGGCAUUAUCUCGUCUUGCCUGUUGUUGCUGUAGGCCGUGCUUCCACAAGAGGCGAUCAAUUCGGGCAUGCGCAAUAGUGUCAUUUAGCUUGGCACUUGCGUUUGUUGCCUACUCAGUCUGGGUAUUGAUCGACCUGUGGGGAGCUGCAACCUCAGUGAGUUUUGGAAUUGCGAAGGUGGAGGCCUCCGACCUGUGCGAUGCAAUGCACAUUCCGAUACUAGUGCAUGGCUGGGUUUCGUUGCCCGACGCCUUCGCACAAUCUGUGGAGAUAGGCACUAUUGAUGUGGAUGUCUGGACGCAGGGCCACGAGGCGAUUAAAUCAUCUAUGCUGGUGGAGUUUACCGACGGCACUGCGUACAUCCAGGGAGGGAACAACACCUUCACGGCCGCCAUCAGCGCAAGGCUCCUGGAUAUUGCCGCGCUUGGUGACGUCCUCUCCCGCUUUCUGAACGAGGCGCCGCUGCACGCGUCCUUCGAAGUGAUGCUCUCUGUCACGCUGCGCUCCUUCGGCAUCCCGAUUAGCCACACUACGCAUUUCACUUACAGCCACGCGUGUGGCUUCCCACUGGGCUGCUCGGCGGAGGAGGGCACCUGCUCCUACGCGUGCGCAUCUGCCCUCGCCCGGCUUCCGACCAUCGACGCGGCACUCGCGCAGGCGGCGACGGAGGACCCGUCGGCGGAGCCGCCGGCCGAGCCGCCGGCCGAGGACGAUGCACAGGGCUGCGACCUCCUGUCCCUCCGGCUCUGGGACGGCCGCGGCGAGCUCGGGGGCGCAGAGGCCGGCCGCGAGCUGAUGGUGGGCUCUGCGAUGUCGUGCAGGCUCGGGGCGGGCCUGGUGGGUGCGAGCCUGCCGGAGACCUUCGUCCAGGUGUUCUUCUCAGAGGAGGCGGCACGAUGGCGGAUACUCUUGUGA